Trypanosoma brucei brucei TREU927 is the source of this 891-nucleotide messenger RNA. Its product is annotated as chaperone protein DNAJ, putative. Gene Ontology annotation, biological process: protein refolding. The record is from RefSeq and is a predicted model, not a curated record. Gene Ontology annotation, cellular component: cytoplasm. Lineage: Eukaryota; Euglenozoa; Kinetoplastea; Trypanosomatida; Trypanosomatidae. The coding region runs from base 1 to 891 and encodes 296 amino acids. The transcript has a single exon.
AUGCAAAAAAAUCAGACUGCAUAUUAUCGUACACUCGGUGUCAACCGGGAGGCUACUCAAGAAGAAAUAAGUAAAGCAUAUCGAACGCUUGCUAUGAAAUUACACCCUGACAGACCAGGCGGAAGCAUGGAAAAGUUUCAGCUGCUUCAAAGAGCAUACGAAGUGCUGGGUAACGAAUUCUCUCGAUCCAACUACGAUGCGGAGCUCCAAAGACGAAAAAGUAAAAGGAUUGGGUUUAAGCGCCCUCCGGAUUUGGAUGGUGUGCUCAUGCCGGUGUACUACAAACUUGCUAAUGGCGACUUGUACACAUUUGAGACGGCAGUAAGUCAAAUGGGCUGUACAUUCAGGCAUGGCGAUAUUAUUUCAUUUGGCGAGAAAAUGGGCUGCUUCGUGGGGCUCGCAGGGGAUGACUUUUAUUAUUGGCGCCGAGAGGGCAGCAAUCACGCAACCAAACUUUGUCAGAGAGGGAGUUUUGGUGUGGGUUCCGUCAAUUUGGUUAUGCGCGCGAAUUUACAAAGCUAUAACAUCUCACAACUACGCACACUUGCUGAUGCACCUCUAGGGAGAUAUCGCCCAACUUCCCCCGGUCCUACCACUAAAGCCGCCACUCCGAAGGCUGCGGAUUGUUCCACCACUAGGACGAACAAAUGGGCAACCACGACACCACGGAAAGGGGACUUGAGAUCGGAAUGUGAACUGGCGCGGCUCGCUAUCACGCGACAAGUUGAGCAACGCCGUUUUGAAAAAAAUGUUCGUGCCUUGUUAAAGAAGGAGCGCGAAGCACGUGAAUGCAUUGACGAAGUUUGUAAAGCGACCAUGGAGGAUUGCCGCGUGGAGUUUGAAGAAGCAUUAAAACAAAAAAUUGUGACCGCAAAAACAAGAAGAUCAUAA